AUGACAGAUUUAUCAAGUAGCACAUUAUCAGAUUCUCUGGGAUUAUCAGUUGUAAAUGGCUCAGAAUAUAAAGAUGCAGCCAAGACUGUUCACAACAGAUCCUCACCUUUAAUUGCAUCUCAUUUGAAAAUGCAGGCUGAAAAAAUAAAGUCGUUUAGUGCUGCCUUACCGAAAAACCAGGAAACAACCGAUGAUACAAAAUGUUAUCAGUGGAACCAUACAGAUGCUGACACAAACAAGGCUAUAAUUAAUGGACAAAUCAAUUUGCCAUGUUCAAUUAGAAAGAAGAUCUUCAUGAUCUAUAUUUGUGGAGGGUAUCAAGAUUCAGAAGUAGAACGAAAUGCAUUAAUGGAGAAGUCUUUUCCUCGACUGUACUGCUAUUGUAAAGAGAGAGGUUAUGACUUCCAGAUGGUGGACUUGAGGUGGGGAAUAAAAGAUGGUUUCACUAAUGGCCAUCAUAUGCCAUCCCUACAUAUGAAGACAUUAACAAAAUGCCAGCAGAUGGGAUUCCAAACCUUCAUUGUUUUCAUUGGGCAAAAGCAUGAUGAUCCCUCUCUCCCAGAAAUAAUAACCAAGGAGAAUUUUGAGCUAAUCGUAGCCACAGUUGAAAGCAUGAAGCUGAGCACUAAACCAUCAAAGCAUAUCGUGUCUGGUGGCUUGAAGGAAGACUCUCAAGUAGACAAAAAAGAUGACAUUAAAGGUGAUGUUAGUCGAGAUGUCCUGAGCUCUGAGGUACCAACAAAAGAAUGUGAAUCUGAGACAAAAAUCAAGGAAGAAUCGGACAUUCUUUCAAAUGGGCAAAUCUUGCCUAAUGCUUCUCUACUCCCCCAAAAGAAUGCAGCUGCAUAUGAGAGAGAACUUCAGCUUCUUAGUCAAUGGUACAGGAUGGAUGAAAAUUGCAUCCCUGCAGUUUACAGGCUUCAGCCUAUUUGCACAGCAUACAGAGAUAUAUUCAGUAAAGAUCCUGCUCGCAGGCAUCAAGCUAAGAACAAAUGGCUGAUGUCUUUUCGGAAACUUCAUAAGAUAUUUCAGGAAUACGCUCCAGUUGCUCUUGGCCAAGAAGUGGCCACCACUCUGCUCCAAACGGUUCUGCAACAGGAAGUGGAUCAAGGAUUCCAGGUCCAAGGAUCUUGUGAGGAUCACUGCUACUGCUUCAAAAGAAACAUAACUGACCUGGAAUGUGGUCUGUCAAAUCCACAGGCAUCAAAAUAUAUUGACAUCCACCCACUCAAAACAGAGAUCAACAGAACAAUGCAAGAAGCACACCAGGCCUUUGUUAAAAGCAUUCAUUCUAGGAUACGUCACACAAAUAUCUACUGCAAGAAUGUUAGCUGGGGAAGAGAUGGAAUCAACCCCACCAGCAACAGAUCACAUGCCUAUUACCUGGAGUGUCUUUGCAAUGACUUUCAGAAAAUUGCCAUCAACCAGUUCAACAGAGCAAUCAACUCAAAGGAUAUUCCAGAAAGCCUACCUAUGAGAAGAAGACAGACAUUUAAAACUCGUAAUGAUGAAGAAGUUUUGGAACAUAUCCAGCACUGUCAAGCCUUAGUGAAACGUAUAAGAGGAAGAAAAGUGUUUUUGUGCAAGCUGAAGAAUCAGCUUACAUCUUUAAACAGGAGGCUAACUGUAGUGUGUGGAGAGCCUGGAUGUGGGAAAAGUGGGAUCAUGGCGAAAGCAGCUUCUUUGGCAUCUAACUGGAUCUCUGGGGAUCUCAGAGUUGUAAUUCGAUUUAUUGGUGUCACUGGUGAAAGCAGAAAUAUUCGGCUGAUGCUACAAAGUCUUUGCCACCAGAUAGCUGAUAUUUACAAUGUCUCUGUUAAUUUAUCUGAGGAUUUUGAAGGACUGAUGGAAGAGUUUCCCUCUUUACUGAAAUUUUCUACACAAGACAAGCCACUCCUUAUAUGUUUAGAUGGUAUAGAUGAAUUGACUGAGGAAUAUGAUGCAGACCUUUCUUGGAUACCUGCUCAAUUACCGAAGGAUGUGUAUUUUAUUGCUUCUAUGUGCAAAGAAUCAGAUCUUCCAUGCUCAACAAAACUGAAGAAAAUGACAGAGAAAGUGAACCUAGUCCAAAUACCUCCUUUAACACUGGAUGAAAUCAAGGAAAUUAUAAAUUCCUGGUUAGAAGAAGAUCACCGAUGUCUCUCCAAACACCAAUACAUUGGUUUAAUGGAAGCAUGUUCAGCCUGCCCACUGCCACUUUAUGUACACUGUGCUUAUAAGGAGUCUUGCUUAUGGACAUCUUUCAGCCCAGAGACGGAGGUGUGUCUUCCUCAAAACAUACCUGACAUGUAUUCAUUUAUACUGAGCAGAAUGGAAAAAUCCCAUGGGGAACAAGUGGUAAGAAGGAUGGCAAGUUAUGUGUCACUUUCAAGAAAUGGCAUAACUCAGGGAGAGCUGCUGGACCUUAUGUCAAUGGAUGAUGCAGUCACUCAAGAAGUAGCUAAAUUCGAAAAAGCCUCCAUUCCAGCAUUCCCUCUAGUGCUGUGGUUGAAGCUGUUGGAUGACCUUGGAGAGCACCUGAGAGAACAAAGAACAGACAGUACUUAUGUUUUUAAUUGGGCUCAUAAAUCUCUGAAACAUGUCUGCAUGGAGAGAUAUCUCAAAGCACAGGAUUCCCAGGUAGCACUACAUGCUUUCUUUGCAGACUAUUACAUUGGUAGAAUUUCCCAUGGAUUCAGAAAGUGCUGUGAGCCAUCUAUAUUUCAGCCUCUGGCCUGGAUUUUGAAACGAGAAUCCCAGAUCAGUUACAUCUUUAACUUUCGUAAGCUCUUUGGAACUCCAUACCAUCUCAUCAGAUCCAAGAAUAUUACUCUUCUGAUCAAAGAAUGUCUCUUUAAUUAUGAGUUUCUCUUGAACAAAUCCUGGGCUUCAUCAGUUAUCAGUGUUGAAGAGGAUCUAAGAGCAGCUAUCUGUGCAGACAGGAUUCCUGACUUAACUUUGUUAAGUGAAGCCCUCAAAUUAUCGAAGAAGGUUUUGAUGCAUGACCCAUCUCAGAUGGCUUCACAACUGAUAGGUCGUCUUCAUCAGAUUGUGGCAGCAGAUAAGCCAGUGGCCCCAGGUGAUCCCAAAAAGUAUAUCUAUUUGCCAGUUCUUUUGUCCCAGUGUCAGAAAUCUUCCAUUCCUGUUUUCGCACCUUCAACAUCAUGCCUUAUAGCUCCUGGUGGUCUUCUUUGCAACUUUCUGAAAGGUCAUUUGGACCAAAUCACAGCAAUUGGAGAAACCCAGCAGGAAUUUAUUAUUGCAACAGUCUCCAGGGAUGGUACUUUCAAAUUGUGGGAUUUAAGGGUUGGCAAGGUCAUCUUCACUCUACAUAUACUUGAGCAGAAUAUCAGUGCUAUUGCUUUAUGUUUGGAGAACAGAUUGGUGGCUAUGUCUGACAGAACCACCAUCAAAGUCUGGGAUCUUUCUUUGGAAAGAGUGGUGUAUACUGCUGGCGAGUUUUUCGAUACUCCGAUAUUAACAUCUGCAAUGAAUGGACAACUCCUGCUUGUUUUUUUUAAUGGCAAUCACAAGGUUCAGGUCUUUGAUCUCACUUGCUCAUGCCAGUUGCUCCAUGAAGUGUACCUUUCUACAGAAGAAGUGCCUAUCCACAAAAAACGGUCCAUACUGGUGUCGAGGAAUUCAGUCAAGGAUUAUGUUCUGUGUGCCUACAGAGAACCUAUGGAUUCAGAAAUUCCUGGUUUGCAAUGUUCAGCAGUUUUCAUGAGGAAAAAAAAGUCUUGA
Varanus komodoensis (Komodo dragon) is the source of this 3723-nucleotide messenger RNA. RefSeq names its product NACHT domain- and WD repeat-containing protein 1-like. Gene Ontology annotation, molecular function: protein binding. The transcript is spliced from 16 exons. Lineage: Eukaryota; Metazoa; Chordata; Lepidosauria; Squamata; Varanidae. The record is from RefSeq and is a predicted model, not a curated record. The coding region runs from base 1 to 3723 and encodes 1240 amino acids.